AGGCAGAGAAGGGCAAGAAACGUCGUCUUUUCUCUCCUGUCAAAUUCAAUCUCUUCCUUACAAAUAAUCAAGGGUCAGUUAACUACCCUUAGCAAAUCCCAACCACCGAACCCUUCUCUGCCAAAAAGCUCUGCUGAACAUCCAAUUCCAAAAAAAAAAAAGAUAGGACUCUUCCUAUCUUGAUUGAAUAUGACCCUGUUUUGCAUCUUUUCAUGAUUGUAAUCGAUAUCUUCAGUUGCUUUUCUGGGAGUAAAGAUGGCCGAGAAAAAGGGCGGAGAUGGGAUUAUCAGUGCUGUCUACAAAGUCAAUCUUCAUUGCAAGCAAUGUGCACGUGAGAUCGAGAAGCCCCUACGAAAAACCAAAGGAGUUCAAAAGGUGGAAGUCGACAUGGAGGAGAGCAAAAUCACAGUCGUCGGUGCAGUCGAUGGGAAGAAAAUUCAAGAACUGAUUGUGAAAAAGAGCAAGAAGACGGUGGAGAUGGUAUCUGUCGAGGCCAAGAAAGAUGAAACAUCAAAGAAAGAAGAAGUCGCUUUGAUCACAACUGUAAUUAAGGUUCCAAUGCACUGUGAAAAUUGUGAAUAUGAUCUGAAGAGAAAAUUGGUUAAAGUCAAAGGCGUUCGAACUGUAAAGAUCGAUUCAAAAGCACAGACAUGUACUGUGGAAGGCACUGUGGAGUCACAAGAACUGAUCAAAUACGUUCAAAAGAAGUUCUCACACAAACAUCCGGAAAUCAUUGUCCUGAAGGAAAAGAAGGUGGAGGAAAAGAAAGAGAAGGUGAAGGAAGACGGACCGCAGAAGAAAGAAAAAACAAAGGAAGAAAAGAAAGUGGAAAAGAAGGUGGAAGUGAUAUGGGAAAAGAAAGAGGAAGAGAAAUGCGAGGAGCGCAGCGCUCCUUAUUUUGUGCACUGCACCCAUGCCCCAGAGCUAUUCAGUGAUGAGAAUCCAAAUGCAUGCUGUGUAAUGUAGAUAUUAAAAUAAUUAAAAUAAAAAUAAUCUUUUAUA
Messenger RNA from Magnolia sinica, 1002 nucleotides. RefSeq names its product heavy metal-associated isoprenylated plant protein 4. Gene Ontology annotation, molecular function: metal ion binding. Bases 256 to 966 code for a protein of 236 amino acids. The transcript has 4 exons. NCBI's taxonomy places the organism in Eukaryota, Viridiplantae, Streptophyta, Magnoliopsida, Magnoliales, Magnoliaceae. The record is from RefSeq and is a predicted model, not a curated record.